UAAGAACCAAUUAAAAAAAAAAGAAUCAUCUCUUCAACAUAAAAUUCACAUGAUAGGUAAGGUAACCAAAGAAGAAAACUAAUUCUAGUAUUUAUCCAAAAACGAAAAAAGAAAAUGAUCUGAAGAACGAAAAAGAAGAGCAGCAUCCAUGAGUGAUCACACUAACCCCCCAACAGCAAUGCCGGAACCACCGCAACCCCCAUCGCCGGAAAACGACGUCGCAGCAGCUUCCCUUCAAAACUCCUCGGAGGACCCAGACUCCUCCCUCCCCACCCAAACCCUCUCCCCAGACUCCUCCUCGGGGCCCCAAAACCCCACCUCCACCCGACCCGACCCGGUCCCCCCGCCGCGGAAGCGCCGCCGCCGCAAGAAAUUCUUCACCGAGCUCACCGCCGCGGCGUCGGUGGCCAAGACGCGGCGCAACGACGUGGCCAAGGACUGCGACGUGGAAGCCCUAAUCGCGAUCUCGGUGGGGUUCCCGGUGGAUUCACUCACCGAGGAAGAGAUCGAAGCCAACGUGGUUUCCACCGUCGGAGGCUCCGAGCAAUCGAACUACAUCGUGGUGCGCAACCACAUCCUGGCGCGGUGGCGCUCCAACGUCUCCGCCUGGCUCACCUGCGACCGGGCCCUCCGGUCGAUCCGCUCCGAGCACAAGGGUUUGGUCGAAACCGCUUACCGGUUCCUCCUGGAGCACGGUUACAUCAACUUCGGCGUCGCGCAGGAGAUUAAAACCCUCAAAUUGAAACCUUUUGACGGGUCCGAAUUAGGAACGGUUAUCGUGAUCGGUGCUGGGCUCGCGGGCUUGGUCGCGGCGAGGCAAUUAGUGUUUAUGGGCUUUAGGGUUGCGAUUUUGGAGGGUAGGACCCGACCCGGUGGGAGGGUUAAGACUAAGAGGAUGAGUGGUGAUGGGGUUGAGGCUGCAGCGGAUUUUGGUGGGAGUGUUCUCACUGGAAUAAAUGGAAACCCUCUAGGGGUUCUUGCGAGGCAAUUGGGGUUGCCCUUGCAUAAGGUGAGGGAUAUUUGUCCUCUCUAUUUGCCUGAUGGGAGGAGUGUUGACUCUGAGGUUGACUCUAGAGUUGAGGUUUCGUUUAACAAGUUGUUGGAGAGGGUUUGUAAGCUAAGACAGGCCAUGAUUGAGGAGGUGAAGUCGGUGGACGUGCCGUUGGGGACGGCGUUGGAGGCGUUUCGGAGGGUUUAUAAGGUGGCGGAGGAUAAGGAGGAGAGGAUGUUGCUGAAUUGGCACCUCGCGAAUUUGGAGUACGCCAAUGCGACACUCAUGGCGAAUUUGUCGAUGGCGUAUUGGGAUCAGGAUGAUCCCUAUGAGAUGGGGGGUGAUCAUUGUUUCAUUCCUGGGGGGAAUGAGAUAUUCGUGAGGGCGUUGGCCGAGGAUCUUCCGAUUUUCUAUGGGAGGACUGUGGAGUGUGUGAAGUAUGGGAGUGAUGGGGUGGUGGUUUGGGCUGGUGGGCAGGAGUUUAGGGGGGAUAUGGUGCUGUGUACGGUUCCAUUGGGGGUGCUGAAGAAGGGGGAUAUUGAGUUUGUGCCUGAGCUUCCUCAGAGGAAAAAGGAUGCUAUUCAUAGGUUGGGGUUUGGGUUGUUGAACAAGGUUGCAAUGUUGUUUCCUUAUAAUUUCUGGGGUGGGGAUAUUGACACGUUUGGUCAUUUGACUGAGGAUUUGAGUAUGAGGGGUGAGUUUUUUCUGUUCUAUAGCUACUCGUCGGUGUCUGGGGGGCCGCUUCUGGUUGCACUUGUCGCCGGAGAGGCUGCGAUUAGGUUUGAGAUGAUGUCACCGCUGGAGUCUGUGAGAAGGGUGUUGGACAUUCUGAAGGAUAUUUUCAAUCCGAAGGGGAUUGUUGUUCCGGAUCCGGUUCAGGUGGGGUGUACUCGGUGGGGGAAGGAUCACUUUGCCUAUGGAUCUUACUCUUAUGUUGCUGUUGGAUCUUCAGGUGAUGAUUAUGAUAUUCUUGCAGAGAGUGUUGGAGAUGGUAGAGUGUUCUUUGCUGGAGAGGCAACUAGCAAACAGUAUCCUGCCACAAUGCACGGGGCGUUUCUAAGUGGAAUGAGAGAGGCUGCAAACAUUUUGAGAGUGGCAAAGAGGAGGUCUUCGAUGCUUGUUGAGAGUGACACAUCAAAAAGUGUCACCCAGAAGAAUGAUGAUUUGAACAGAUUGUUUGAGAAACCUGAUCUGACAUUUGGGAGCUUCUCUGCGUUGUUUGAUCCAAAACUGAGUAAUCUUGAUUCCAGUUCAUUACUGAGGGUUAAAAUUGGAGGAGCUGUCAUGGAUUCUGGCAGUCUUUAUCUCUAUGCCUUACUUUCAAAGAAGCGUGUCAUUGAGUUGAGUCAGGUGGAGGGAGACGAGAACAGGAUGAGAAUGUUGAACCGCGAUUUUGGGGUGAGUUUGGUAGGGAGGAAGGGUUUAAGUAGUGCUGUUGAAUCUCUUAUUGCCAACAUAAAACUGUCUAGACCCAACUUCAAUGAAGAGGAAAAUGGUCUCGUGGCUGUGAAAGAAAAUUCUUAGUAGCAUCAUGGAGAAUAGAACCUCCUUGAUCCUGUUAACUGUAUUGAACUUGCAUUUUUCUGUUAGAUUUAGAUAUUGACCAUUUUUUCCCACUCAUUAUUAGACAUUUUCCCCAAUCAUGUUACAUUAUGAACAAAUUGAACUGGCACUCCUGUAUUCUCUUCUGUAUGAUCAUGAGUGUAAAAUGAAAUGUUUAAAUGUAAGUUGGUUACCAAUGAUCAAAUCGUGUAUACCACAUUCAAUGAACAAAAAAUAGUUCUAAAUUUUCGACAAUA
Cajanus cajan (pigeon pea) is the source of this 2790-nucleotide messenger RNA. RefSeq names its product LSD1-like 1 (gene LDL1). Gene Ontology annotation, molecular function: oxidoreductase activity; protein binding. Gene Ontology annotation, cellular component: nucleus. Lineage: Eukaryota; Viridiplantae; Streptophyta; Magnoliopsida; Fabales; Fabaceae. The record is from RefSeq and is a predicted model, not a curated record.